Tachysurus vachellii is the source of this 1290-nucleotide messenger RNA. RefSeq names its product UBX domain protein 1 (gene ubxn1). NCBI's taxonomy places the organism in Eukaryota, Metazoa, Chordata, Actinopteri, Siluriformes, Bagridae. Bases 65 to 988 code for a protein of 307 amino acids. Gene Ontology annotation, molecular function: protein binding. The transcript is spliced from 10 exons. The record is from RefSeq and is a predicted model, not a curated record.
UGCAACGCGGCCCGAUAUGUGUAGGUUUUUGUGAAGUUUAUCAGUAGCUCUUGUUAGCUAGGUUAUGAAUCCAGGAGGUUGGUUGACAAUGCACAGAAUGGCGGAGUACACGACGUUAGAAAGCCUCCUGGAGAUGGGUUUCGAAAGAAACAGAGCGGAGAAGGCUGUAGCACACACUGGCAACCAGGGCAUUGAGAGAGCUAUGGACUGGCUGAUGGAACACGAGAAUGAUCCAGACAUAGAUGAGCCGUACGUGCCACCAACAGGGAAUGUUCUAGGCUCAUCAGAACAAGAAAGCCUGUCCCAGCCUGCAUCUGAACCCACUGAGUCUGCUGAGGAGACAUUUGAAACGGAAGAUGGCAAACGACCAAUGACAGAAGAGGAAAAGAAAGAACAAAUAAAGAGGCUUGAGGAGUUGAUGAGGGUGAAGCAGGAGGAGAGGAGAGAACGGGAGCGACAGGAGGAGGUGGAGAGGGAGAAACAAAGGAGGAAACAUGGCCAGGAGCUGCAGCAGGUCCGACAGAAGCUGCAGGACGAUGAAAUGAAGCAGCUGGCUGAACAGCGCAGAAGAGAGAAAAUGGAGGACAGAAUGGCCAAGCAAAGAGUCAAAGAGAAGAUUGCACGCGACAGAGAAGAGAGAGCACGCAAGUUUGGCGGCAGCUCUUCGAGUACAGCCUCAACAUCUCCUCCAUCUGAGGCCACUCCUCAGUCUCCUGAGAACCAGGGCCCUCCCCCAGCCAAGAAAGACUACGAUGAAUGUCGGAUACAGGUUCGUCUGUUGGACGGCUCUGCACUGAUGGCAGUCUUUAAGGCCCAGGAACCUCUGGCUGCAGUGCGAGUGUAUGUACAGAUGAACAGUUCUGAGGGUGAGGACUUUACCCUCCUGUCCCCUUAUCCCCGCCGUGUCUACACUGACCUUGACAUGGAGAAACCUCUACAAGAGCUGGGUUUGGUGCCUUCUGCUGUCCUUGUGGUUGCAAAGAAGUAAAAGGCAGAAUAGUUUUAUCAACGUUCUUCCACCCUUUCUCAUACGGUCAACAGAAGACAAAACGGGUUACAAUCAUAGACUGGAUUUGAUUUUAUACCUGUCGGUCGUUUACGCAGUCGAACAGGCCUUAAUGGGUAACACAAUACAAUAUAUAUUGGCACUGACAACAGCAGAGUUAGGUCAACAGUCAAAAUUCUGCUUCUCAUCCUUAUUUCAGUGACUCUGCUGUGUAUUAUGUCUUAAAACCUUUGAAAUAAAUGUGUUUUUUGGCCACUGUAAAUAAAAUGCUCUUACCCAUUACA